Messenger RNA from Otolemur garnettii (small-eared galago), 1715 nucleotides. It is a transcript of the gene TDO2, whose product is annotated as tryptophan 2,3-dioxygenase. Gene Ontology annotation, molecular function: metal ion binding; L-tryptophan 2,3-dioxygenase activity; heme binding. Bases 70 to 1290 code for a protein of 406 amino acids. The record is from RefSeq and is a predicted model, not a curated record. NCBI's taxonomy places the organism in Eukaryota, Metazoa, Chordata, Mammalia, Primates, Galagidae. The transcript has 12 exons.
GGAGGGUCAGUGCAAUCCUCUGUCUAGAGUCAACCUCCGUGCUUCUCAGAGAGUGCUCUGCCUUUCACCAUGAGUGGGUGCCCAUUUUUAGGAAACAAUCUCAGAUAUGCUUUUCAGAAACUACCUGUAGAAGGCAGUGAAGAAGACAUAUCCCAAGGAGGUGUGAAUAGGGCCAGCAAAGGGGGCCUUAUCUAUGGGAACUACCUGCACUUGGAAAAAAUUUUGCAUGCACAAGAACUUCAAAGUGAAAUAAAAGGAAAUAAAAUCCAUGAUGAACAUCUUUUUAUCGUAACUCAUCAAGCUUAUGAACUCUGGUUUAAGCAAAUCCUCUGGGAACUGGAUUCUGUUCGAGAGAUCUUUCAGAGUGGCCACGUCAGGGAUGAAAGGAACAUGCUUAAGGUGGUCACUCGGAUGCACCGAGUGACGGUGAUCCUUAAACUGCUGGUGCAGCAAUUUUCUGUUCUGGAGACGAUGACAGCCUUGGACUUCAAUGACUUCAGAGAGUACUUAUCUCCAGCAUCAGGCUUCCAGAGUCUGCAGUUCCGACUAUUAGAAAACAAAAUAGGUGUUCUUCAGAGCUUGAGAGUCCCUUACAACCGGAGACAUUAUCGGGAUAACUUCAAAGGCGAAGAUAACGAGCUGCUACUUAAGUCGGAGCAGGAAAAAACACUUCUGCAGCUAGUGGAGGCAUGGCUGGAAAGAACACCAGGUUUAGAACCGCAUGGAUUUAACUUCUGGGGAAAGUUUGAAAAAAAUAUCGUGAAAGGCCUGGAAGAGGAUUUCAUAAGGAUUCAGGCUAGGGAAGAAUCAGAAGAAAAAGAGGAACAGAUGGCUGAAUUUCAGAAACAAAAAGAGGUGUUACUGUCCCUAUUUGAUGAGAAACGUCAUGACCAUCUCCUUAGUAAAGGUGAAAGACGGCUGUCAUACAGGGCACUUCAGGGGGCACUGAUGAUAUACUUCUACAGAGAAGAGCCUAGAUUCCAGGUCCCCUUCCAGCUGCUGACUUCUCUUAUGGACAUAGACACACUCAUGACCAAAUGGAGAUAUAACCAUGUGUGCAUGGUGCACAGGAUGCUGGGCAGCAAAGCUGGCACUGGAGGCUCCUCAGGCUAUCAUUACCUGCGCUCAACCGUGAGUGACAGGUACAAGGUAUUUGUAGAUUUAUUUAACCUUUCGACAUACAUGGUUCCCCGACACUGGUUGCCGAAGAUGAAUCCAACCAUUCACAAAUUCCUCUACACUGCAGAAUACUGUGACAGCUCUUACUUCAGCAGUGACGACUCAGAUUAAGAUCAUCUGCCAAAUUUUUGAAGAAUAUUGAUUUUUAUGCUUUUACUUUCUAUGUACUUCCAUGAACACAUGGCGUCUUAAACUAAUCAAUAUAUAUAUAGGUCAGCACCACCAUGUUCUCAGUCAACUCUGGAAAUAAUUUGAUUACCUCAUGCUUGUGAUGGUCGAAGAUUAAGCAUCAAAGUGAGAAAUAAUUUAGUUAAAUUGUAACAUUGUACAUAGGCAGUUUCCUAUUAAAAAUUCAAUUUACUCUGAUACUUACCUUAAUGUAACCACUUAAUAUAAUCAUUACCUCAUUGAUUUAUACUUUAUAAGCUUGUAAACAUCAGCUACUUCGAAUAUUUUGCGCCAUAAAAUGUACCCUUCUGCCUAAAGGCGUAUUCAAACAGAAUUUUUCAAAUAAUAAAAAUUAAUCUUUUGCCCUG